AUGGGACUUAUUGAAAAGGCUGGUCUCUCCAAGACGAUAUCAAAUGCUAGACCUUUCUAUUCUCAGUUAAUUAGGGAAUUUAUUGUAAAUCUACCUUUUGACUUUAAUGACCCUAGUAGUCCGGACUACCAGACAGUUUACAUUCAAGGCUUAAAAUUCAACAUUUCUCCUACAGUAAUUAAUGGGUUUUUGGAUAACAAUGUCGAACCAAAUUCUUCACCCUCAAACCCAUCAAAUAAAUUUUUGGCUCUUGUGUUAUCUGGAGGGACUCUAUCUACUAGGCCUGUAAAUGGAAUUCCAGUUGUAUCUCUCAGUAUAAAGUAUGUCAUUCUUCAUAAGAUUGAUUUUGCAAACUGGUUUCCAUCUUCAAAUGCUUCCAGUAUGUCUGUUGCUUUGGGAACAUUUCUUUAUCAGAUAUGCAAUGACGACACUGUAGAUACAGGCCUCUUUAUAUAUAAUCAGCUUCUAAGGCAUGUAGGAACUUUUGGUCUUAGAAUACAUAUUGUUUUACCGCGUUUUUUCUCAUGCUUAUUAGUUCAUCUAAAUGUUGUGGUACUAACAACCCUUGAUGCCCCUAGACCUGAACCAAAGACUUUAUCUCUGAGUUAUAGACUUUUUCAGGGAAGUCAUGUUCCAGAUAUAGAACAUGACAUGCGACCUUCAAAGGCUCCUAGAUGUUUGACACGGAAGACUUAG
This is a messenger RNA of Cucumis melo (muskmelon), 696 nucleotides long. RefSeq lists its product as uncharacterized. NCBI's taxonomy places the organism in Eukaryota, Viridiplantae, Streptophyta, Magnoliopsida, Cucurbitales, Cucurbitaceae. The transcript has a single exon. The record is from RefSeq and is a predicted model, not a curated record. The coding region runs from base 1 to 696 and encodes 231 amino acids.